Messenger RNA from Rotaria sordida, 531 nucleotides. Lineage: Eukaryota; Metazoa; Rotifera; Eurotatoria; Philodinida; Philodinidae. The record is from the annotation of a GenBank genome assembly.
AUGGCUGUGUGGAUUCGAAAGAAAGAUCUAGCUCCUUAUGAAACGAUUGAAUUAAUUAUAAGUGUUAUUAUUCCAAUGUUUCUAAUUGUGAUUGGUACUUUCGGUAAUCUUAUAUCUAUUAUCGUUCUAUUCAAUAAAGAAAAUCGUCGAACAUCGACCAGUAUCUAUUUAAUAUUUUUAUGUCUUAUGGAUACAAUAUCACUUUAUCAAUGGAAUCUAAGUCGUGCAACUUAUACAUUCACAAAUGGCAAAUCAAUAUGGGAUGAAUCAUUAGUGAUGUGUAAAUUGAGUCAAUUUUUUGCUUUUUAUACUUUACAUACAUCAGCCAUAUUUCUUACUUUUGUUGAGCUUGAUCGAGCUUGUUUAUUAAGAAGAUUUCAACAAAUAAUACGUCGAUUCGUCUUAAAAUGCCUUGGUAAACUAUCAAAUCAAGUUAAUCCAGGAAAUCAGACACAAACAAGAAAUGAUGUGAUGAUAAUAACAGUCAAUGAAAGACAAUUACGAACGGAAAAUAAGACUGUUCUAAAAUAA